This is a messenger RNA of Varanus komodoensis (Komodo dragon), 3417 nucleotides long. RefSeq names its product coiled-coil domain containing 106 (gene CCDC106). Lineage: Eukaryota; Metazoa; Chordata; Lepidosauria; Squamata; Varanidae. The coding region runs from base 356 to 1342 and encodes 328 amino acids. The record is from RefSeq and is a predicted model, not a curated record. Gene Ontology annotation, cellular component: nucleoplasm. The transcript is spliced from 9 exons.
UGGCGUCGUCAGGUCGAUCCGGCACCCCUAGAGACUCGCCUUCCCUCCGAUGGCAUUGCUUGAGCUCCUGGUGCAGUUGGCCCAGCCCCGACCUUUGCUUCAGAUUUCACGUCCACAGACCAGAGUGAUUGAUUUCGGGAUUUAGCCAGUGGAGUCCCCAGAGGUCCAUACCGCCUUCCCUGCCAACACCAGGAGUUGGUCUGUUCCCCCAUUCUAAAAGGCUCAAUUACUGACCACAGGAGCUGUGUUUGGUGUUAUUUCCAGGGGGAUCCGUAUUUUAACAGAGGACCCUGGAACUCCAAGUGUCAACCUGGCUCAGGUUGGUAGUAUCCGUCCAGCUCGGGGCGGGAGGACAAUGAGCGAAAGUAACCACCACCAGCCACGGGCAAAUACAGGCCGGGGACGCCGUGGAGCCGGAGCAAAGCAAGUGAAGGAGAACAAUGAAGCGUAUGAAAUGCGGCUCAUCCAAAGGCAUGGGUAUCAGAUGGAAUCUCAGACGCAAACUCAUCAACAGUUAUAUUACGGCCUGAGCCCCCCGGAGAACUUUGAUGAAGCUCCAGAGAUGCCACCUCCUUCCCUGACUCUGGUAACCAGUAUGAGGACACAGUUGCACAUGGCUUUGGAGAGGAACUCCUGGCUCCAGAAACGAAUCGAAGACCUGGAAGAAGAACGGGACUUCCUACGUUGCCAGCUGGACAAGUUCAUCUCCUCUGCCCGCCUGGAUGCUGACGAUCACUGCCGCAGCAAGCAGCCCCCACGGCGGUCGGAGGUGCCGGAGAGCCGGAACGGGGAUGUGACGGAUGACGACAGCAUGGGCUCCUGGCUGAGUGGCAGCCCCGAGGAAGGGGGCUCCACGGAGCACAAGAAGCAGAAAGGGGGGGCCAACCGGCGGCGCUUCGUCAAACCUAAAGUCCGUGAGAGGCAGAGAGUCAAAGAUGUCGAUGGUGUGUUGUGUCGCUACAAGAAGAUCCUGUACACGUUUCAGAAGCUGCAAAGCAUGAGCCGGGCCUUCGAGCACCACCGGGUGGACCGCAACACCGUGGCCCUGACCACGCCCAUCGCCGAGCUCCUCAUUGUGGCCCCUGAAAAGCUGGCCGAGGUGGGCGAAUUUGACCCGUCCAAGGAGCGGCUGCUGGAGUACUCCCGCCGAUGCUUCAUGGCGCUGGACGACGAGACCCUCAAAAAAGUUCAGGCCCUCAAGAAGAGCAAACUGCUCCUGCCCAUCACCUAUCGGUUCAAGCGGAAAACGGACUCCCCUGGCCCGGCUGCCGGCACCCCGUUGCCCUCGCCUGCUACUCCACCCAAGCCGCUCCUACCCAUUGUGGAUUGUUACAAGCGAUGAUUUCCCCCCGUUUGCCAGAGGCCACUUCGCCAGCCCUUGCAUCGUUCUUCCUGUCUAGCGUUCUCCCAGCUACUGCCGUGUUCCCCAGGGCCUUUCCGUGCUUCCUAUCCACCGCCUCUCCUGCUUUCCCACAGUUUUGAUGCUGAAACUGCCACUUCAUAGGCAAGGCUGGCUCGCCCAUGGGGCAAACAAGGUGCAUUACCCAGGAGCACCUGUUCUUUUCGGGACAGCAUCCAAUCAGGCAUGCCUAUCUGAUCAGACACUGAUAAGGGCCUUCAAGGCCACUAUGGGAUGGGUCUUGCCUCUUUCACUGCCCUCUGGGAACUGGCGGAAUGGACAGCCAGAAGAGAAAUGGAGGCAGGCAGUGGCACAGCUAGGACUUGACCAUGGGGCUGAUAUCUAAGAACCACGCUGCCAGGUCUUGCUCCCCAAACAUCCAUCCAGAGCACAGCAGGUAAUGGUGGUGGCGGCAGACACACCUGGACUCUGCUGCUAGAUUGGCAUGGGCAGAUAGAGACCUACCUGGGCUGUUGGCCAUUGCCACCUUUUUUUAAAUGUUUAUCAGGUGUGCAGUUGCACAGGUGUGCAGUCUCUUUAUCUGAUCUAACAUACCAGGCAUAUGCUAGGCAGAGUCAAUUGUAGUAUGGUGGUGUAGGGAGUGAAGAGAGCAAUGUUCACUGGGAGUUUCACAUCUGAAAUUGCACACUUGACUAUUUAAGAGUGUUACCCCAGAAGACCCUAUAAGCUCUCGGGGUAAGAUGACCCGGCUACACCACUGGGGGCAGAGGGAGCAACUUAGCAGGAUAAACACAUCUUGUACAGUUAAGGCGCAGCAGUGUAGGUUGUUUGACAGCAGUUGCAGCUUUAGGCUGGCCCCAUUAGAAUUGCCAGGUCUUUAUGUGAAGCCUUGCAAAUAAGUUAAGUACUCUUUUAUCACCUAAUUGUCCCAGGUGUGCAAGUCAUUUGUGGCAUGCCCACAGCCUGCAAAAGCAAAACAUAAACAUUUGCCAAAGAAAAAGUCCCUGCUUUGUUGCCUAGAGGCCAUUUUAAUUGCCACCACAAGCUCCUUUCCAGAGCUGCAAGUGCGAGUGGAAUUGCUGCAUUUCCAACCCUUGCUGCUUGGGGCAGCUUGGCCUCAAACCUGGAGGUAGUGCCUGCUCCCUUAAAAGCCUACUGUGGGCAAUGGAAUUCACCCACGGCACAGUCCACCCCACUGCUCUGUCCUCCUUUCUUGUCUGUUAUGGGGCAAGAAUAGAACCUGGUAGAGAAAGAAAGUGGCUGAACCUGAAUGGGCUGUAGCAGUUCACCCCUAUCAUCGGAUGCCAUGGCCACCUUCUCUGUUUUCUGAGCCUUUAGCAGAUGCUACUGGUACUUCGUCAAGCUUUGCUCUUCCUGCUGGCUGCCUUCUAAUUUUCCUAAGAUUGGAGGAAUUCACUGCAGCCUUGAGCUGCCUCCACACACUUUCCUCUAGUCACCCAAAGAAGGCCCAGCAUUCCACGAUUCCUUUGCAUUUCUUACCUCAUGGCUGUCCUGGAAGGCACCCGGGGGCACCAGCUACCCACUUUCCUCGCUGUUGUCAUAGUGCAGGUCCCCAACCUGGGCUCUGUUUUGCUGGCAAUUUUGGGCCAUUUACUCUUUUCCUUUUGCUCCCUGAGACAGGGUAUGUGCACACAUGUAUGUAUUAGCCCAAGCCAGAAUGACUAAUCACUGAGGAUGAUAGGAGUUGUAGUCAAAAAAUGAGGAUGAUACCCAGUUGGAGAAGACUACCCUACACCUCUGUGGCUUCAAGAUGCCACUGCGUAUGUAUGUCCACUCGUGUGUGUGUGCAUGUGUGCACGUGUGCGCGCACGGGCACACAAGUGUGCAAGGGUUUGACUCCUAUAUCCCAUUUCUUGGGGAUGCCUCCUUUUUAUUCAGUGUAAUUAAUGGACUCUUCCCACUGUGCCUGUAAUUUCUCACCCAGUCUUUUUCUCUGUGUAAGAACAUGAACAACAAAAAACCUAACUUAAAAAAUAAAAUGUUUAACAAAUCAAUUUACUAAAAGGGUUUAAAUUAAAAAAGCAUUUUGAAUAAAA